AUGUCUCGUGCGGCAAAGCUGACAUUGGCGGCCACUGGCUUGGGGACUGCAGGCAUUGUUUAUUUUGUGCACUGGGCGCAAGAGGCAGACCGGGCGGCUAUGCACCGCGGAGUCGAACGGGAUAUGGAAAAGCAGCGCAUCCGACAAGAACGACAGGCCGAAUUCGAAUUGCAGAAGAGAUUGCAAGAGGAAUACCUACAGCUGCAGACUGUUUCUAGCAGUACUGGUGAUAGAAGUCCAGCGGGUCAAGCGUCAAAUACAGGGACAUGA
Messenger RNA from Penicillium angulare, 270 nucleotides. RefSeq names its product protein PET117. Gene Ontology annotation, biological process: mitochondrial respiratory chain complex IV assembly. Gene Ontology annotation, cellular component: mitochondrion. Bases 1 to 270 code for a protein of 89 amino acids. Lineage: Eukaryota; Fungi; Ascomycota; Eurotiomycetes; Eurotiales; Aspergillaceae. The record is from RefSeq and is a predicted model, not a curated record. The transcript is spliced from 2 exons.